UCCUGGUGAGGCCAGGGUCUUGGCAAUAUGGCGGCGCACGGCACCUGUUCGUUCUCCCCAUCCAACUUGUCUCCCACCUCGGUGUCGCCACCAGGACCGCCGCCCACGCCACCCCCCACCUCGACCGCGAUCUCAAAAUCACCCCUGGAGUCGAAGGCGAGCUCGCUGAGCCCAGUGCCUCACUCGACCUGCCAUGAGGAUUCGUUGCCCCUUGCCGUGUUUUAUGGGCCACUGGAUGCUAAAAACCCACUCCUGGUCUCCUGUGAGAAGGAGAUCCAGGAGUUGCUAGGCUUUAUGAAGAGAAAGAAGGCUUUAGCUACAACGGAGGAACAGAAGCACGAAUUCCACCGGCGUUGUGCCACCUCUCUGUUUAAUAUCUGGACCAAAUACGCCCCCCGGCUGCCAGCUGCCUAUUACAACGAGAAGCUUCUGAAAGUUGGAGAUAGCCUUUGUGAAAUGAAAGAAUAUAAGUUGGCCCUUUUACAGUGCUAUGGGAGGUACCUUCAGCAGUUCACCGUCAACUUUGAUGAGCAUAAAGCAGACGUGAACGAAUUCAAAGCUGUAUUUUUUCCAAAAGGCCUUGGAGACAAAACCGCUGCACAAACAUUUCAUGCUUUAAAUGGCAAAAAUAUUUGCAGCUACCAGCUAGUCUGUGACAGUGACACAAACCUGCAGAAUAGAGAAUCUGUGAUCCAUUGUCUGCACAUCUUGUCCUCCUUGAGACUCAUCAUGCAGGCGGCUUUGCCACAGGAGCACCUUUGCUGGAUUAUCUUCAAUGGUACCAUUUACAUUUACACCAUUUGCAGAAAGCUGAUGAUCAUAGGUCACUCUUCCAAGGCCUUGGAAUAUCUCCUGUGGGCAAGUAUGUGUAUGGAGUCCUCGGUGCCACUCCUGGCCGUCAGGUACCUGACGUGGAGAGCCAGCCUCUACACCGCCGUCUGCCAGUGCUACUAUGACUGCCACGCGGGUGUCCACGGAGAGGCAUUUGCUCGGCGUGCUUUAGCUAAAAUUGAUGAGUUAAGGCAACUGGAAUUAAUGAGUUCCUCACCAUCGCAGGAGGAGUCCAGAAGAUGUUACAGAGAGGCCGCGAUAAAGAUGGCAGUCAUGAUCUUCAAAAGAGGAGUGUUUGAAUCUCGAAGAAAAAACAAAAGUCUCUUUAGACCAAAGAUAAGAGUUAACCUAAGGGAAGCACAGACCCUGCAGUGGCCCCGUACUGUCACAGAACGGCUGUUGGAUGAGAUGUUUGAUAGCACUGCGUCCCGAUUUCUGGCCGUCUUGGAAGCUCUUUCUGAUUCAAAUCGGCGAACCCUGCAAACUGGGCCCGUUGUUACAGAAGAAGUAGAAGUUCGUGAUGUUGUCUCAGAACUGUUUAUAGCAGGACGAGAACUACUCAUCACAUCAAACACUGGUGCAGAAGGGACGCUUGAUUUUCCAAAAUCAUCUCUUCUGCCACUUAUUAUACAAAGAAAAAAUGUUAUUUCUGUGGAUGCUGCUGUGAAGUUUAUAAAAUUAGCUUUUACUUACGAGGAAUGGAGUUUAUUUGAAUCUUCAGCUGGGCAGCUUAUUGAUUUUCUCCAGAGGCAGGAUGAUCCAGAGUCAAAGAAAGCAGAGAAGGAGUUACUUCUUCUGAUUGCAAUAGAACCUUUAAUCAAUGUAAAGAGAAACAAAGGUUUGAUCUUUCCUCUUGAAAACUUCAAAGAAGGUCAAGUUUACUGUAAAAAAAUUGCUUUUCAUGAUACCUGCGGGAAGGCUUGUGGACAUUCAGAAGAUGUUUUCCUUUUGGCGACAACCUUAUAUUCCUGCGUCUGUGACUCUCCACAGGAUGCUCAGCCUGAUAAGGAAAUUGUGGUGGACACGAUAAUGUUCCUGUGGCAGAAAUGCAAAUUAGGCCUCCAGCGGCUCAAUGUGGCCAGGAAUGACUCUGCGAAGCUCACCCAGAAAAUCAGUACUAAUAAAUGGGUUUACCUUCUCUGGCAGAUAAAUGAAGUAAUUCAGUGCUAUAACAUGGAAAACAUUGACGUGGUGGUGGUGGCAGAGGUCACAUUACGAUUAAGUGAAAUACUGGAGUCGUUAGGAAACCCAAGAAGAAAACUUAAAAAGUCUCUAGAUACACCUUUAAAAGACGGGACUAAUGAAUUGCUUGGGACUCAGAAAGGGAGCAUGGAAACUCUUCCAAUAUUAAAGAAAAAACCUGAGGAACAGUUACUUUUGGCCUAUGAACUUCUUGAUAAAGCAAUUGAUGGAGUAAAUUUGAACUGCAUGUUAACUGCUUUGCCAAAUGGAUCAUCAGUGGUUGACCAUUGCUAUGCCAUGCACACCAACUAUGUAGACGGAGACCUGUGCAAACCAGUCACACCAAAUAGUUUCAUGAUGGAUUUGCAUCUUGAGCUAAUUCAAGCCCAGCACCGAAUAGCCGUUCUGCUUCUUGACCAAUUGCAAGUUUUGCAGACCCCAACUGUUAGAAAAAAUGUAUCUACCACAGGCCCGGAGAAGCUAAAAAACUCUGGAAGCCCUGAUUGUUUUACAGAAUUAAGUGUAAUGAAUAAAAUAAGGAAGAAUAAGCUAUCCAAAGCAAUUUACUUGAUGCAGAAAGCUCUUCUGAUGUUUGAGAAAGAUGCGACCUGUUCAUCUGUCCAUAACUUCUUGAUGGAAGCUUAUUCUUUAAUUGAGAAGACUGAAGCAGAACAAAGAAUACUCUAUUCAUAUCAGAGAUAUUUGGAAAUUACCAAAAGAAGGAAAAGCAGAGUCCCUCCUCCACCCAUUCUGCUGGCCCGAACUCAUUGUUCUGUGACGUUAAAACCGGCUCCUUUUAUUUCGGAUGUUAAGGUCUCCUGGUACUGCAUUUUGGGAUGCAAAGCAAAAGGGAGCUAUGGAAAAGUGAGACUAAAUAAUAACCAUCUCCCAAACUCAGGGGAAGCGAUACCAGCUGAUGGCAAAAGCAUCUUUGAAGUAAAAGGUUUAGAGACCAAUGAAAAAUACAUCUUUGCAGUUGCUGCUUAUUGUUCUAAUGGGAAGCUCAUUGGUGAUGCUGUUGGGGAGACAACUAAACCAAUUCUGGUUUACCCACCUCUUUCUGCUGUUACUACUCGGAUGUUACUGACACAGGUCGCCUAUCAGAUUGGGAACUACCAGUUGGCUAAGAAAGUCUUCUCACCAGUCUGGGAUUAUUUUGUUGUUUCGCCACCUCAGGAUGACCAAUCCAUUGUUUGUUUAAGCAAUAUAAUGACUAUUACACAGAGAAGAUUACAUUCAGAUAUCUUGGCAGAGACGUCUUCCAUUCUCUUAAAUCUUUUUCUUAGAAAUAUUUUUGUAACAAGUGACAUUAAAAUUAAAGAGGAACAUCUUUUCUGUGAUAAUAUUAAAGGCAAUGAGAUUUUCCCCUCUCAACAAAUUGCUAGACUAACUGAAUGUGAGAGAGUGUUAGUGGCAUUGGAACUUAGCAACUACCUAAAUGAUUCCACUUAUGCCCUUCAAGCAGUGACUCAAUGCUAUGGCCUCCUGGCUCCUAUAAUCUAUCACAAUAUUGUUUUGGUACCUGUUGUACAGAUCUUGAUAAAAUGUAUAGUGGUUUUGCAAGGACUACCAAAUAUCAUCCACUCAAAGAAACACAUUGCGAGCUUUGAAAGUGUGCAGCACAUGAUAGCUUGUUGUAUCUUCUAUAUAACAAAGAUUCUGCGUUCGUGGAAGGAGUAUGACCUGGCAGUAGCAAUUAUAAAUUAUGGAAAAAAGAUGUUGGACAUCACAUCUGGAUGCAAAUCUCUGUUUGGUGCUGCUGAACACGAAGAGGUGCAAGACGAGGGUUCUUUGAAGAAGUCUUCCAAGACUAAGAAGCCACAGCAAAUAUUACUACCUGAAAAAAUAAAUGAACAGCUGGUCUUACUGGAGACACACCUACUCAAACUGACAAAGCAAUAUGUUACGACUGAACUCUCAGGAGCAGAGGAUCCUAUAUUUCUUUACCCUAUAGUUUUAAAUUGGUCGGUCAAAAGUGCUGUGAAAGAAGUUAUGAAAUUUAAGCAGAGACCUCGAUUCCUGGAAUUCUUUACACAAGUUAUGCUCAAAUGUAUGAAUGAUGAAAAAUUUCAAAUUAUGGUGGAGAUAACAAAUCCUGUCCACGACUUCUUGAAAAGGAGGAAUGAAUCCCUACUUGGAAUUAAAAAAAUGAAAUGUAAGGAAGGUACUUGGAGUAAAAAGGCCGCCAAACCUUUGCAGAAGUUCAGCGCUGCAGUCCUGGAGAUUGGAAGAGUAAACAGAUACGAUGCCAAGAAAAAGAAAUAAAGAAAGGAAACUCUAAGAGAAUUUUUGAAUAAAAAUCCUUGUGUUUCUGAAAUGGGAGAGCAAGAAAGAAAUAAGAGAACUGAUGUUCGAAAAGUAGCAUAUCGAUUCCUGAUGGAUAACUUGAAUCCUUUAAUAUUAAAUUAUGUGAAAAGGAAGAGGUUCCAUCAAAUAUGUCUUGAGGAGAUGCCCUGGAAAGCUCAGAUGAACCUUUAUCUGGCAAAUGCACACUUCAACCUGCUUUUAACGAAGCUAGGGGAGCGUAUGAAGUUGAAAUAUGGCACCUCACCUGUGAUGGUCAGUUUCCGAUCAUGUGAUCCUAGUAUGUUCUCACUGUAUAAUUCAGGAACAGUAUUACCAACAGGAAAACUGACUCUAGAAAACUAUAAAGUGAUGCUUGAUUUCCUUCUUACAGCUAAAAAAAGAAAGGCCCACUUACCGUCAGAUGCUGAAGAAUUCUCGGCAUUUCUUAAUUCCAAAACGAGUGAUGACGAUGUUUCCAAAACACAAACGGGUUAUGAAUCAGACUCUCAGUCAGGACUCAGUGGGAAAGAAAAGGAUCAAUCCACCCAUGUGGGUCUAUUGGAUCAUGUUAUGAAGAUCUUUCUCUAUUGCAGGAGAGCAAUGGUUCUGGCUCAUCGUGGGGGCUAUUGGACUCUGCUUCAAAACUGCUGUAGGGCCCUUUGGAAUUUUACCCAGGAGCUACAGAUACUUCAUAAACAAGCGGUGGAUCUGUAUAAAACAUUUCCCGUUAGCCAGGAUGGCUUUCUCUGUAUCUCUGUUUUACCAUUCUAUUUGGGAGCAGAAUUACUUAUUGACAUGUUAAUAGAACUACAAAAUAUCAAUUCUAUUAAGACUAUUGAAGACAAAGGAGAGUUCAGUGUUCCAAGUUGCUAUGGAAAUAUUAAAAAUGACAGCGGUGGUUCUAGCCUUACUUUUGAGGAUCCUUUGGAUGAUGUAAAUGUAGUUGAUUUGAAAUGGAUCCACGACUUCGUAUUAAAAUCUCUGGAACUUUUAUACCAAGUGGAAAAAUGGGAAACGCUAGUAUCACUUGCCAUUCAGUUCAAUACAAUUUCACAUGAGAGAUAUACAGAGCAAGUGACACCACUCCUGGUGUAUGCACAGCGCCAGCUACUUCUACGAAUAUCCAAGUUCAAGGACCCAGAUAUUACCCAACAGCCUUGUGUGAGAUAUGAGGCUGAGCAUGAACAAAAGAUUACCUGUCGAAAUUUCAUUGGGAAACAACUCAAGAUUAAUCCUCCAACCAGUGAAGUGACAGCAGCUGGAAACCACACAGAUUUCCUUAAAAAGCUCAUCUCUUCAGAAUACAGCAAAGCCAAAGGGCUCCUCUGUGUGCCCGUGGACGUGACAGACACUUUGAGAUGUUUUAGAGAGACCUUGGAAAAAUCCAAAUAUCAUAACAGAUCAAUCCGACACAGCAGAAAGUUGCUUUCCUUAUUUCUUGCACAGACACAAGAUGUUCUUCAAACCAGCAAUCAAAGGAGUCUUAACGUUCAGGCGUUGCAUGCUGGAAAUCUUCUCGUCUUCGCACAAAAGAAAAGGGAUGCUUUUAAAUGCUGGCGUCAAGCUCUUGACAGCAUAUUCAGGAAAGAAGACGUGCUCCGUACGUGGAAGGAGUUUGGCGCCUCCCUCACCCAUGCCACCCACAGCUCUUCACCUCCGGUUUCCAAAGACUACAGUGAGGAGUUUCUGGCGAAAGUUGGCAUUUGGGGAUGUUUGCAAGGAGCGGUGAUAUCUGCAAAGAUUGCACAAUUUAUUAUGACAGUGGAUGUUGAAAAGAGAAUCAACUGUUGCCUCUUGUCUGCAUUACUCUUUCAGGGUUUGCUCAGAACCACCCUUCCUCAUCCCAAAGCUGAACGUUGCUAUGCUCAGUAUGAAAUCCUUCAGCUACUCCCCGGCCUUGAGCUCUUCUCUGACAGAUACCGGGCUGACAUCUGCUCAGUGGUCGCAAGUCUGUAUUACGUUAUACGUGAACUGCACUUUGCUGAGCAGAAUCUCAUAAUUCUACCUCUCCUCGCAUUGUACCAAUAUUUUGUUUCUGGAGUUUGCCAAGACCUAGUCAGAAACCUAGAAGCAAGAAUUCUCAAGAUAGAAGUUCUUAUAGACUUAAGAUUCUUUUCCGAAGCCUUUCACGAGAUAUCUCAGAUUUUUUAUGGGAAAAACAUGCCUUCCUCAGUAACUGCUGGCUGUAAAGCUAUUGGAAAAAUGAAGAUAUUUCAAUCCUUUGACUCUGGGAAACCCCUUACUAGUAAAGAAAAUAUACAGGCAAUCGAUGAACUAAUAAACAAAGGCUUGCCUCUCAUGCUGGUUACAAUCGGUCAGCAACAUCUCUUAAAUAAGUUUUCUUUCGUUAAAGCGUACUUUUUCAUAAAAGUGGCUGCAACAAUAAAUUGUGUCCCAGAACGUAGGAUGAAAACAGUCUGCCAUGGACUCACUAAUGAGAAAAGCAGAGGAAACCUCUCAAGCCUGAAAGAUCUGCAUUUAAAGGAUGAAGGAGGCUCACUUACUCCGCUUGCGAAGAUGAAGGAGGACGUCACUCUUAGCGCACUAAAGUCACUUUUACUGACAGAAGCUGAAGACAGGCUCAACAUCCUUGCGUCAGAGAUGGAGCACCCAGACGACAAGGACCUCGCUCAGUGUUCAGCGGGCGACUUGGAGAUGAUGGUGAAGGUCAGGCUGCAGCUGGCUGCCAUCGCCCUGCAGAGACACCAGCGGCAUACAGGCAAUGCCGCGAUCCUAUUCUCCACACUUAAACUUCUCCAGGAUUCAAAACUUUUUAAAAAGAAGGUAGUAGAAGAUGACACAGGAGGUUAUGCCGCUGAACAUGAAGAUGAUAAUGAGUUUUUAGAUCCCACUUCCCUAAAUUCUCGAGAAUAUUUCAACAUUCACCUAUGGUUGAGGUGCCGCUUAGCAUUGGUGACUGCGUUCGUUGCACAGAUUCGUGGCAUUGGAAUCGUGAAAGAAGAUGAUGUAACAGAUUACAUGAGCCUCAUCAAUGCCAUGUGUGUGGAGGCAAAAAGUGCAGGCGACAGGGAGCUACAGGCUGAAUUGCUGAUGCAAGCUGUGAUCAUUGGCCUACAAGAAAAGCAUUUAAAAGCAGACAUCAGAAAAAACCUUCAGGACAUAAUACAGUUGCUUGAAGGACAUGAGUUUAUUUCUCCUCGAUCUCACUUAACCCUGGUGAGAAGCAUGCUUUUGCUGGAUGACUUAACAAAAGCUGAGAAAUUCAAGGAAACUCCCUCUUCAAAAACAGAAAAAUUGUGUUUGUUGACUCAGUCUCACAACAUUCUUAUUGAACAGAUGCUGACUUUUGGAGAAACCAUUGAAUUUCCUUUAUCAAACAUGGACUAUGCAAGUCCAUUACUGCCUUUGAAAAAUAUCUAUCUUCCUCAUGUCAUGUUACUGGCCAAAACAAAAAUGAGAAUUGGGCAUACAGUGGCCAAGCAAACAUAUACGAGUAAAAGGAGGGAUCCCUCGAAGUGGUUACCCGCCCUUCACCUUUUUGAAGUCGCUCUGAAGCUUGCUAAGACAUCAGGAGCAGAAGAGCAUGAGGUAGAAGCUGAAAUCUGUUUUCAGAAAGGCAAAAUAGAAUGUCAAAUGCUGAUGGAAGAGAAAUCUCCAAUUUUGCAACUUAAGAGUUUAUUUGAAGCUAUACAACUGAGCCUGAGACAUGAUCAAAACUCAAGGUUGAUAAGAGACGCCUACCUAGAAAUAGCCCUGCUCUUUUUACACAUGAGGAAGCCAAAGAGAAAACUUUCAGCAUCACCUGUAACCCUUAAGGCUGUUCCCAGAAGGCGUAGUUCUGUUAAAGAACCCACAGUAAACAAAUCUGAAAUGUACAGUUUAUUUGCCUGGAUUGCAAUAAGAGCUGCUAUGCAGGUCAGCGAGGCUGUGCUGGCAAUUAACCUGCUUAUUGGAAAGAAGAAUGCUAGAACUGAUAAAGUUAGCCAAGGGGCAUUACCACAUAUCCCAGAAUUUGCCACCAUGGAUCUUUUGUCUUCAUACACAGAUUAUUUGCGUGAUAACUACCAAGUCGUCUUCCAGACGGGCUAUACAGACUCUUGCCCAAGUGAUGAUACAUAUGAGAAUGCAGAUGCCGGAACAAAGCCCCCAUCUAAAGUGGAUAUUACAUGGAUUCUUCUGCUGCGCUACUAUAUUCACCUGCAAAGAAUUAAUAAUGUGAGCAAGCUGCUAGCCUCUCGGAAGCCAGGAUCCGGAAUGUCUUUGCCAGAUGACACACUUCUGACUUCUCUUUUCAACUCUGGGUUCAUGCUGCGCCAAAAAGAAAUGCAUUUUUUCCUGAAAAGAUUCUUACAGCUGUACUCUGCCUCUUGUAUUGAUGAAUUUCCAAUAGAACUACUUCAAGUCACGGAGAAUCUGUCUUUUUCAGAAAAAAUCAUAUAUGACUCAUCAAGCAAGUCACGUCAUGAAAGUUCUUUAUACUCCGAUUCAUCAUUAAAGGUUUUUACCAGCCCAUCAUACGGAGAGGUGGUAUCAUCGGUCAUGGCAACACAAGCUUUAAACAAAGAACUUUGCUUUCAGUGGUACAUUCCUCCCCUGGAAAAACCUCCAAAGGAAACAGAACCUAUGGUAUGUGUUAUUGUUUAUGCGUAUAAUAUGAAGCCCCUGAAUGUUUCAGAUGUUGCAUCUACUGCUUACAGCAGUGUAUACACUGGCUCUUUCUGGCUUCCACUGAACAGAGUUAUUUCAAUUCAUGAGAAACUAUCUAACCUUACGCAAAUUGCUGAAAUAUCAUUGCCAACACCUCCUAAAGUUGCUUCAAAUGAAAAUGUAUCCGAAGUACAAGAAACAGAAGAGAAACCAGUUGAUAAAGAAAUGGAACACAUGAUUAUUGACUGUUGCUCUGAAAUUGUGUCUUUGUUCUUCAUGGAUGGAGAGAAACCACCACUGUCUGAGGUCCCAUUUGAUAUUUCGCUGCCAUCUAUAUUCGAUCUUGAGAGACUAUUUGAUCUUGCUAAUGGCUGUAUCAUAUCAGGAGGAAGCCUUUUCGACUGGGUAGUGUCGAUUAUUCCCUGAACAUCCUUUAUAUGUUAUCCUCAUAAAGGAUUUAAUUGUUACUAUUCUUCUUGGUUUGAAAUAAAUCUUUGGAACUAUCCUCUUAUAACAAAAUAAAAUUGUUUUCCUGCACAA
This is a messenger RNA of Sus scrofa (pig), 9447 nucleotides long. NCBI's taxonomy places the organism in Eukaryota, Metazoa, Chordata, Mammalia, Artiodactyla, Suidae. The record is from RefSeq and is a predicted model, not a curated record.